AUGGAGAAUAAAAACAAUGUGACAGAGUUUGUUCUACUGGGACUCACAGGAGAUCCAAAGAUGCAGAAAGUUAUAUUUGCUGUGUUUUUUGUCAUCUAUUUUAUCACUGUGGUAGGAAAUGUGCUCAUUGUGGUCACUGUCAUUGCAAGCUCAUUGUUGAGAUCCCCCAUGUACUUUUUCCUGGCCUACCUCUCCCUUAUUGACACUUGCUAUUCCUCUGUCACUACCCCUAAACUGAUUGUAGAUUCACUCCAUGAGAGGAAGACCAUCCUAUUCAAUGGAUGUAUGAUGCAAAUAUUUGGAGAACAUUUAUUUGGAGGUACUGAGGUCAUCCUUCUUACUGUGAUGGCUUAUGACCACUAUGUGGCCAUCUGUAAGCCCUUGCACUACACAAUAAUCAUGAACUGGAGAGUCUGUAUCUUACUAAUGGGAGUCUGCUGGAUGGGAGGUUUUCUUCAUGCAACCAUACAGAUCCUUUUCACAUUUCAAUUACCCUUCUGUGGCCCUAAUGUCAUAGAUCACUUUAUGUGUGAUCUGAACCCUUUGCUCAAACUUGCCUGCACUGAUACCCACGUUUUAGGGCUCUUUGUUGCUGCCAACAGUGGGUUCAUUUGUCUGUUAAACUUUCUCCUCUUGCUGGUCUCCUAUGUGGUCAUCCUGUACUCACUAAGGACCCACAGCUUAGAGGGGAGGUGCAAAGCUCUCUCAACUUGUGUUUCCCACAUCACAGUGGUCAUCUUAUUCUUUGUGCCCUGCAUAUUUGUGUACAUGAGACCAGCGGCCACUUUGUCUGUCGAUAAGGCAAUUGCUGUAUUCUAUACCAUCAUAACUCCCAUGUUAAAUCCUUUAAUCUAUACUUUGAGAAAUGCCCAGAUGAAAAAUGCCAUUAUGAAAUUGUGCAGUAGGAAAGUUAUUUCAGGUGAUAAAUAA
Messenger RNA from Orycteropus afer afer, 930 nucleotides. RefSeq names its product olfactory receptor 4C46-like. Gene Ontology annotation, cellular component: membrane. The record is from RefSeq and is a predicted model, not a curated record. Lineage: Eukaryota; Metazoa; Chordata; Mammalia; Tubulidentata; Orycteropodidae. Gene Ontology annotation, biological process: G protein-coupled receptor signaling pathway. Gene Ontology annotation, molecular function: olfactory receptor activity; G protein-coupled receptor activity.